AUGUCUGAUAUGGCCGGCGAGUUAAGCGAUAAACAGAAACAGAAACUGGAACAAUACGAGGAGAGGAUACUAGAGCAAGACACUGAGCUGGAAGAACAAAGAAAACAGCUCGUGCAGCUGUCUGCAUUGGUGGAUGAACAGCAAAAGGAGAUUAACUCCAGGGAAGACAAACUUAGUGAACAACAAAAGGUAUGUGGCGUUUGUAAGAUAUGUAACUCUAUUGCUGAGAUUCUUCAUUGGUGGUGAUGUAAGACCAUGAAUAACCCACAUAUUAUUAUGUUUAAAAUAUCUUGAGUGCUGUCUAGAUCAGGAUAAUAUGAUUCAAGAUCACUCGGGUUGCCAACCACCGCUUAAUUAGCUCGGUUGGCUUAACGACGGUCUGCCGAGCGGGAAGUCGCGGGUUCAAACCCCUGCCGGACCAACACUCGUGGUGGUCGUCAAAUAACUGAAGAGAAAGUGCUGCCUUUGUUAAGUCAUCUGCAAAAGGAUAAGGAGAAAAAACCGUUUGCUCUGUAUGGCAGCAGCCUUUGUUCACAUGAAAACUGUGAGACUUUUUUUUAUUGUUCAUCACAUUUACCGACUACAGAAAAAAACCUUUAAGCUGAAUUAAUCGUUGAACUACUACAGUGCUAAAGAAAUAAAGCAGUACAACAACGUAAUUUAAUUGAUAUAAAGUUGACUUAAAUUUUGUUUUUUUGUUAUGAAAACUGUGGGACGUUAAAGAACCCACACAUAAAAGUGCAUUAGAAUCUGAAAAGCAAACUUGUUGCAAGGAGCGAAAUUAAAGGCAACAGUAAAAUGAAAAGCGGGUAAAUCCCCGUAGUUUUUCUAUUCGAUCGUUGCAACUCAACUGAGAGCCUGAGACUAGUGUUAAUAACUGUUCCUAGGCAUUAGUAAGGCAAAAGCGGGACACGGUCAAGAAGGGAACUGAACUGGUUGAAUACAAAGAACAACUGGCCACAAAAAUUGACGAGCAGGAGGAGAAGAUCAAGAUGAUUGAGAAAGAGGUGACAAUAUUCAGUAUUCAAUACGUGUUACAUCGUGAUAAUUAUAUUUUCGUUUCACUAAUAUGAUUACAGUUAACGUAAAAUUAAGCUUUCAGUACUUGAGGUUUUAGCAUUGAUUAAACAUUGCGCCGUUUAUUCCAGGUAGUCCCUACAUUCUUGUUUAGUUACUUUUAUUAAAAUGUCUGGUUUAGUGCUUUGUGUCUGCGACCUUUCAUGCAAAGGUCACAGAGGCUUUGACUAAAUUCCCUUCACCAAUAAAUCACUUGAAAACUUCUUAAUAUCUCGGAUGUUAUUAGAAAUACAGUUUUUAAAGUAUGAAAAAAAUCUCCUUCAAAUCUACAUUUAUCCAUUUAAUUCUUUCUUUUCCAUGUCAGUCUACUUCGGACUUCGACUUCCUGUCUGUUGGAAUUUCUGUUUAGCUUUCACGCACGUGAAGCUCCAAUUUUGUCACGGACCACUAAAGAAGCUUUAGUUAAUUCACCAUCAGUUUAAUUCCGCAAAAGUCAAGUUUAAUCUUUUUUACCAGUUAUUUGGUUUUCUCUACAGAAUCUCAUGACAGGUGAAUUACACGCUCUAGGACUGCGAUGUCGAGGAGAGAGACAUGAGCUAGUGAUAGCGAGGCAAAAAGAGGCUCUGGCAGAACUCAGAGGCCGAACAAAAACACUGGAGCAAUUUAAACCACCACGUAAGUCUUGAAAGUAAAUCUGUCUUACAUUAUAGACUGAGGUCUUUGAUCGCAGGGGCUAAACAAGAGCUUUGACGAAAUCCACAUGGAUAAAAAAUAUACAUAGCUUUUUAUAAAAGUUGAGCGCAAUCACAUUACAUUCAUUCUCCAGUCUGUUUCAAGUGACAAAAGAGCAGAAGAUUUGGAGUGAAAAUUAUGCGAAAGACGUCCCUUAUUUUGUUUUGUUGCCACGUGAAAUGGGAGAUGUCUGCCCGCAAACUAUCUAUCCACUUUUCGGGAAAAAACUCUCGGGUAAUAAGCUAGUCUGCUACACAGCCGUUUUUAGUGUCGUCACGCAACGCUCCUCUGUAGCAGACUAGAAAUAAGCUUGGUUGCGUAUAAACCUUGACAGUAGCCUGAUCAAGGUCACCGCCCUCUUUCCAGGAUCGCGCGCCGUCUUAUAGUGGUUGAACGAUGAAUGUCGCGAAAAAAAUUUAAAAAAGAAGUGAUGCGCAGCUGGAGCUAACCAGGCAAUAAUCUCGACCUUCAGUCCCUUUUACACAGGCAAUUUAAAAUCGGGCUUAAACUUGAAACUUUUAUCGUGCCUUUGGCCUGCGUUUCAAGCGUUUUCUACAGCUAUGUUCGAUUUCAAAAAAAGGUCGAGGAAUUCCUAUCUCUACUCUCCCCCAUUUUCCGCUGUCAUGAAAUUAAUAUGAUGGCGGCCGCAGCAAUACGAUCAUAAACAAGUAGCUUUUACCCACUCUAAAAAAUUCGUCUGCUUCGCAGUUUAGACAACGGGGGGCUUUAGGCGAAAUGCAAAACCUUUUUCGUGAAAAUGAGUUUCAUUUGCAUUGAAGUCAUUUUCAUAUUAAAAGCUUCGCACUAACGCUCGUUUGCAAAGACAGGUAACUUGGAAAUGGUCUACCGUGUGGCACGAAAUUUUUGCGGGUUCUAAUUUUUGCGAUUUUUACGUGUUUUUUUUAGCGAUCCGCAAAGAUACGUUCCCGCAAAUAAAAAUUACCGGAAAAAUUUACCCCAGAGUAAAUAUUCUCUAACUUAAAUUCGCUAAGAAAUCGUGUCUGUUCAAUUAAAACUUAUCUGUUUCGUUUAGAAACAAAGCGGUUUGUAUAGGUAAUAGCAUGAUUCGUAGUGAUAUUUGGCAUAAAUAACACAAGAGAUAUUUCGAAAUUGUUAUACCUAAUUUCACGAGUCGUUAGGCGAGUGAAAUUUGAGACAAUUUUGAAAUAUCACGAGUGGUAUUUAUGCCAAAUAUCAAAUACAAAUCAUGCUAUUAUUUGUUUAUACUACUACCCGCAAAAGGUUUGUAAUUUUCACAUGUAGGUAUUUCAAAUUAAGUUGAAAUACCACUGCUCUAAGCCAAUCAAAUUGCAGAAAUUUCUCAUGUAGUAGCAUAAACAAUGAAAUACUGACGCACACCGUAGUAUUAUUUGAAAAUAUGCAUUUCUAUUGCACGUACUCAAUAACAACGAAAAUAUUGUCAAUGCUGGGUAUUGGGUACUUUCUGAAAAUCGCAAGAAUUAAUUCCCAGCAAGAAAAACCAAUCUGUCCUAACCGCAAUAAUUAGUUCCCGCAAAACACAAAAAAUCACCAAUCCGCAAAAAUAAACUCCCGCAAAAAUUUCGUGCUACACUGUAUCUAUUGCUGGCCCAUAACCUUAGCUUCGCCAGGGACACGUUACGUGUAAUACACGUAUUUCUAGUUGAUAAGAUGGGUCUUUUUUUGUUAUGUUAGUUCCAAAUCAUGAACAAGCUUUACAGCAGAUUGUGGCUCUCAAAAAGGAAGUCAGUGAACUAAGGGCGAAGCUGGCCUCCCAAGAAGAGGACUACCACAAAAGCGAAGGCGAAAUGCAUGCUGAGGUAACAGACGUAACAGUGUGAUGCUCUUCUAAUUUAUGGAGUUCUGCGCUUGCGUUUCCUCUUGACUUCAUUUUAAAAAGCGACGUCCUUUUGGCGCGUCACGUAUUCUGUCAGGAGGGAUUGCGUGACAAAGGGUCCCGUGGUCAUAGCGGAUUACGCGUAGUCCCUGGUUAUUUUCUUAGGAAUAGUAAAGCAAGCGAAUUACUCAAGCGCGCGAAAAUGACGACCCGAGUGUCACCUUCUUCGCGGGUGGCGAUUUUCACGCGCGCUGGUGUUAUUCGCUUGCUGUACUAUUCCUGAGUACAUUUGAAUAUCAGCGUGGCAGGCGAAGGGGUAGGAAAAGAGAGGAAAAGGGAGGUUUUCCACCUCCCCCCUCUCCUUUUUGUGCCUGUCACGCAGGCUGUCACUGAGAAGAAUGAUGGACUACUCGUAGUCCACCCUAGUCAUGUCGUUUGUAGAGUGAGUCCUUGCUAUUAUUUGCCCCCAUUUUUUUUUCCAAGACUUUGUUGUAUGACAAAAAUAAUCAUUUUUGCUCACUUGAAAGAGUUCAAGUAUGAUCCAGCAAACUGAAGAGGCUGAAAAUAGGAUAAAAACUGUCAUGGGCCAUUUUAAGAGUGUGUCAUAGAUCCUUCUUCCCCCUUUUAUUUCAAUAAUUUAAUAUUCUGCGAAUGAACGUUUACAUGUUGAAAUGCUAUAGCAUGCUCUCUAUGCCAUGAUAGUCUUUUGUGAAAUGCGUUAUAUCUGUUUCCUUGUAACAGCUCAGAGUUCGUCGUGAGCAGGCUUCUGCCAGUCUCACUGAAACCGAUUUGGAAAAAGGCGCUCACCAGCAAACAAAGGAAGCAUUAGAUCUCAGUGAAAAGACGGUGAGUUGAUUUUAAUAUAAACACGAAAAAAUUAGUGAGGAGUAUAAGAGCUUGAGCAAAAGCGUUUUUGAGCGACCGAAAUUAAGGGCUUGACGCUAAUAAAUGUACGCUCCGGUCAUCAUUCGCCGUUAAAAAACGACUUGGCAUGAGCGCCUUAUUGGCAGCUUUUUGCAGAAGUAAAUUCAAAGACGGGGUAAUCUGUCAAGAGUGCCGUACUGCAAAUAGUUCACAUGCUAUGUUAUAAUAUAAAGGUGAAAUAUGGUCUUUCAUGAAAAUUGAUUCAACUUUUAAUGUUAGUUGAUAGAAGAUAGUGUCGGUUCACCUUUUUUUCUAGAGAAAAAGAAACUAAAAGAUACCUAAUUCGUUCCAUGAAAAGGAAGAACGAAUAAGGAAAUGCCUUAUUAAGAUUACUACUACUGUCCUUCACGCACGUUUUUGUGCGCACGCCAGUAGUCCCCUCUACCGUUACCUUUCGAACGCCUGGCACGGUACCAAACGCUGUUCGGAAAAUUAGCCCGCGCUCCUGUGGGAGGACUGAAAGAGCGGCGGAAAUCGAGUCCAUUACUUCGGAGGCUGCUGCAAGACUAUUCUUGCGUCGUUUUAUUUUAGCGCGUCACUCCUCUUUCCUUCAAACACGCAAAGAAACAAGUUAUUUCAGUUGCGUAAGUCGUUAUUUUUCCAGGCUUUUUUUUAACUGUAACUGCUUUUUCUUUUCGCAGUAUCUGAAGUUGGCUCGAACACUCGGUGCACUGCUUGAAAUAGACUCGUUACCAGGUUGUCGCUCAAUGGUGCACCUCCCCGUGGAGGAAAGAGAGAGACUGGAACUAGACAGGACCAAGGUAAUUUGAGUUUCAAUUCCUGCUUAAAAAUGCGACCUGUCUACGCUGUUACAUGUACAUGUGUCUUCGUUUCACAAUGGAGGGUUGUCCAAUACUCACAAAUAGACUCCAUUGGUGUUAGUGGUGAUAAGAAGGGUCUCCAUUGGUACCAAUGGUAAGAUUGGUACCAAUAGAAAAGCAUCCUAUUCCAAUGGUUCUAUUGGUGAAUAUGCAUCUCAUUAAGCAGACUUAGAUUAUUUUCCCAUGUGACCUGGCUGGGUACAGGGCAAUUCCAAUGGUCCAUUGGUACCAAUGGUACGAUUGGUACCAAUAGAAAAGCACCCUAUUCCAAUGGUUCUAUUGCUGAAUAUGCAUCUCAUUAAGCAGACUUAGAUUAUUUUCCCAUGUGACCUGGUUGGGUACAGGGCAAUUCCAAUGGUCCAUUGGUACCAAUGGUACGAUUGGUACCAAUAGAAAAGCACCCUAUUCCAAUGGUUCUAUUGGUGAAUAUGCAUCUCAUUAAGCAGACUUAGAUUAUUUUCCCAUGUGACCUGGUUGGGUACAGGGCAAUUCCAAUGGUCCAUUGGUACCAAUGGUACGAUUGGUACCAAUAGAAAAGCACCCUAUUCCAAUGGUUCUAUUGGUAAAUAUGCGUCUCAUUAAGGAGACUUAGAUUAUUUUCUGAUGUGGUCUAGCUGGGUACAGGGCAAUUCCAAUGGUCCAUUGGUACCAAUGAUACGAUUGGUACCAAUAGAAAAGCACCCUAUUCCAAUGGUUCCAUUGGUGAAUAUGCAUCUCAUUAAGCAGACUUAGAUUAUUUUCCCAUGUGGUCUAGCUGGGUACAGGGCAAUUCCAAUGGUCCAUUGGUACCAAUGGUACUAUUGGUACCAAUAGAAAAGCACCCUAUUCCAAUGGUUCUAUUGGUGAAUAUGCGUCUCAUUAAGGAGACUUAGAUUAUUUUCAGAUGUGGUCUGGCUGGGUACAGGGCAAUUCCAAUGGUCCAUUGGUACCAAUGGUACGAAUGGUACCAAUGGAAAAGCACCCUAUUCCAAUGGUUCUAUUGGUGAAUAUGCUUCUCAUUAAGGGGACUUAGAUUAUUUUCUCAUGUGGUCUAGCUGGGUACAGGGCAAUUCCAAUGGUCUAUUGGUACCAAUGGUACGAUUGGUACCAAUGGAAAAGCACCCUAUUCCAAUGGUUUUCUUAGUGAAUAUGCAUCUCAUUAAGGGGACUUAGAUUAUUUUCCCAUGUGACCUUGUUGGGUACAGGGCAAUUCCAAUGGUCCAUUGGUACCAAUGGUACGAUUGGUACCAAUGGAAAAGCACCCUAUUCGAAUGGUUUUGUUGGUGAAUAUGCAUCUCAUUAAGGGGACUUAGAUUAUUUUCUCAUGUGGUCUAGCUGGGUACAGGGCAAUUCCAAUGGUCCAUUGGUACCAAUGGUACGAUUGGUACCAAUAGAAAAGCACCCUAUUCCAAUGGUUCUAUUGGUGAAUAUGCAUCUCAUUAAGAGAGUUAGAUUAUUUUCUCAAGUGGUCUAGCUGGGUACAGGGCAAUUCCAAUGGUCCAUUGGUACCAAUGGUACGAUUUGUACCAAUGGAAAAGCACCCUAUUCCAAUGGUUCUAUUGGUGAAUAUGCAUCUCAUUAAGGAGACUUAGAUUAUUUUCAGAUGUGGUCUGGCUGGGUACAGGGCAAUUCCAAUGGUCCAUUGGUACCAAUGGUACAAUUGGUACCAAUGGAAAAGCACCCUAUUCCAAUGGUUCUAUUGGUAAAUAUGCUUCUCAUUAAGGGGACUUAGAUUAUUUUCUCAUGUGGUCUAGCUGGGUACAGGGCAAUUCCAAUGGUCCACUGGUACCAAUGGUACGAUUGGUACCAAUAGAAAAGCACCCUAUUCCAAUGGUUCUAUUGGUGAAUAUGCAUCUCAUUAAGAGAGUUAGAUUAUUUUCUCAUGUGGUCUAGCUGGGUACAGGGCAAUUCCAAUGGUCCAUUGGUACCAAUACAAUUUGUCAAGGACAACGUUGACAUUAAAUACAUCAAUGGUUUUACUACGACCUUGAUUAUAGCAAACUGGUGUACCUCAAUGGGUUACCACGACAAACCCCACGUCAACAGUCAAAAGUGACUUCAGUCACUUGAAUAUAAAACGGCUCUCUUAGGAGCAACGGCAUGAUAUAACCACCCUUUUCGGAAACUCUUCAUUGAAAACUUGUUUUGGUUUAAACGCUUCCUUGUAGAUAAUGAAAUUGCGCUAAGAAAUUUCAGAAGUUAAUUUCACAGUGAGUUGAGUACAGUUGUUAAAACCUGUUGCCUCAAUACCACUUUGCUAGUUUCGCGCCUUUCCGCGUUGUUUCGGGUUCUUUUAACAAGUAAGAAUUACCGAAAAAUAGUGCUUGCGUACAGGAAAGAAGACAUUCAUAUGUCAUGUUGUUGUUUGCUCGUGAAUCACAAUAAACAGAACGAACACGACAGUGACGCGUUACCUUUCAAUUUUAAUGUUCGUACGAUGUUUGUUAUACUCGCAGCACCUUGAGAUAUUAUUAGCGCUAGAUAUAUAGGUCGCCCUCGCUUUGUAACUAUUAGCGCGUUUCUACUUUGUGUGAAAGCGAACUUGUUUUGCGCGGUUAGCCUAUAGAACGAGGAAUAUUCAUAAGAAUUAUGGCGCGUUUUUAAUUGGUGUAACAGCGAACUUGUUUUGCGUGGUUGGCUUAUAGAACGAGGAAUAUUCAUAAUAAUUAUUAGCGCGUUUUUACUUAGUGUAAAAGGCAACUUGUUUUGUGUGGUUGGCUUACAGAACGAGGAAUAUUCAUAAUAAUUAUUAGCACGUUUUUACUUGGUGUAAAAGCUAACUUGUUUUGCGUGGUUGGCUUAUAGAACGAGGAAUAUUCAUAAUAAUUAUUAGCACGUUUUUACUUGGUGUAAAAGCGAACUUGUUUUGCAUGGUUGGCUUAUAGAACGAGGAAUAUUCAUAAGAAUCAUAGCGCGCUUUUACUUGGUGUAAAAGCGAACUUGUUUUGCGUGAUCGGGAUAUAGAACGAGGAAUAUUCAUAAGAAUUAUAGCGCGCUUUUACUUGAUGUAAACUUGUUUUGUGUGGCUGGCUUAUAGAACGAGUAAUAUUCAUAAGAAUUAUAGUGCCCUUUUACUUGGUGUAAAAGCAAACUUGUUUUGCGUGGUUGGCUUAUAGAACGAGGAAUAUUCAUAAUAAUUAUUAGCACAUUUUUACUUGGUGUAAAAGCGAACUUGUUUUGCAUUGUUGGCUUAUAGAACGAGGAAUAUUCAUAAUAAUUAUUAGCACGUUUUUACUUGGUUUUAAAGCGAACUUGUUUUGCAUGGUUGGCUUAUAGAACGAGGAAUAUUCAUAAGAAUCAUAGCGCGCUUUUACUUGGUGUAAAAGCGAACUUGUUUUGCGUGAUUGGGAUAUAGAACGAGGAAUAUUCAUAAGAAUUAUAGCGCGCUUUUACUUGAUGUAAAAGCGAACUUGUUUUGCAUGGUUUUCUUAUAGAACGAGGAACGUUCAUAAUAAUUAUUAGCGCGUUUUCACUUGGUGUAAAAGUGAACUUGUUUUGCACCAAUAGAACCAUUGGAAUGGCAUCAUUUUCCAUUGGUACCAAUCGUACCAUUGGUACCGAUGGACCAUUGGAAUUGCCCUGUACCCAACCAGGUCACAUGGGAAAAUAAUCUAAGUCCCCUUAAUGAGAUGCAUAUUCACCAAUAGAACCAUUGGAAUAGGGUGCUUUUCCAUUGGUACCAAUCGUACCAUUGGUACCAAUGGACCAUUGGAAUUGCCCUGUACCCAACCAGGUCACAUGGAAAAAUAAUGUAAGUCCCCUUAAUUAGAUGCAUAUGCACCAACAGAACCAUUGGAAUAGGGUGCUUUUCUAUUGGUACCAAUCGUACCAUUGGCACCAAUGGACCAUCAGUUUGACGAAUCGUAUCCGUUGAGAUGCAUAUUCACCAAUAGAACCAUUGGAAUAGGGUGCUUUUCUAUUGGUACCAAUCGUACCAUUGGUACCAAUGGACCAUCGGAAUUGCCCUGUACCCAACCAGGUCACAUGGGAAAAUAAUCUAAGUCCCCUUAAUGAGAUGCAUAUUCACCAAUAGAACCAUUGGAAUAGGGUGCUUUUCCAUUGGUACCAAUCGUACCAUUGGUACCAAUGGACCAUUGGAAUUGCCCUGUACCCAACCAGGUCACAUGGGAAAAUAAUGUAAGUCCCCUUAAUUAGAUGCAUAUGCACCAACAGAACCAUUGGAAUAGGGUGCUUUUCUAUUGGUACCAAUCGUACCAUUGGCACCAAUGGACCAUCAGUUUGACGAAUCGUAUCCGUUUGUGUUUAUUGGACAUGUGUGUCACAAUGCUAGAAUAAAAGUACUGAAGAUACCACAACACGUAAUCGUUAAAAAAGUACCAAUGACACUUAAAUAGUCGAAGCUUUCUUAACGGACGCUUGCGCAAGAGCUGAGGACGGCUCUACUUGUGGUCGGGUCGACCAAAAAACUCUCAUCUUACUCGCCAUUGAAAAUGAGUUAAUAGCGCCUCGAGUAAGUUCUGCAAUAUUUGUGUUUUUAAUAGACUGCUCCAAGCGUGUGAUAAAAACCAAUCGGCGUAACAUGCCCUGAACCUGUGCGAUAUAUUUUGGAAGAUCAUUUCAGUUCCACUAGGCCAACAGAAAAGAGAUAUUGAAGUUGAAUUUCUUAGCUGAAAGUUAUUUUCCUUAACCCAUUCGCAGAAGAAUCAACACCUAAGUCAACAUAUUGUAAUUAGGUGGUUCAUUGUUUUUCUUCGUCUAUUUCCUGAGUGAGGGGAUAGUUAAUUGUUUUGUUUUAGUUUUGUUUCAUGCCUGGGUUCCCUUCUUUUGUACCCAUUCUUUUGAGUGAUUUCUAUGAAGUUUUAAUUUUCCCUUUAAUCCUUUAAUUUGUUUCCCUUUGAAUAUCAGGCUGUGGAGCUGAUGGUCACUAAAGUUCAACAGAUGAACGAUCGAAUGGAAAGAAAAGUCCAGCUUCUGGGUUCCUAUGAAGAUGACUUGGUGCAUCUAAGGUAAAGGGACAAGAAACAAAAUAGGUAAAUAAAUAAAUGCACUUUAUUUGAGUGUCAAUGUAUUUAGCUACAGACGGGACCGCCAUUUUACGUGGUCAUCCGAGCCACCCGACGGUCUAGGCGCUUGCACUGCAAAGGGAGUACCUUCAUUUCUUAGUCAAUUUAAGAGCCUGAGUGUUGGUCCGGUCUCGGGAAUCGAACCCGCGACGACCGCGACCUCCCGCUCUGCAGUCAAGCGCUCUACCGACUGAGCUAAUCCUGCUGCGGUUAUAAAAUGUCUUAUAAAAAAUGCUUUUAAUUUAACAUCACUUUAGACCGUUCACAGUCCCCUAUUUUUGGUAAGAUCUUAAGGGUCGAGCUCUUACCGGUACAGGCGACUAUCUGGGUCUCAUAUGUACCGAGGGGGCAGGCGUCGGGGUGCCCGCCCCUUAACUAGAUUUCACGGUCAUCCCAAGACUGGACUCGGAACAUUAAAAACUAAGAUGGCCACCUGAUCUCGACGAUUUUACGAAAAAAUAGUUGACUGAUAACAGUCUAACAUCACACAAUUGUUCUGGAACGCUAAAACCCAGGCAAAUAUCCUGAAUUAAUCCGCGAUCAAUUCCAUAAUUCUCAUCGCCUAUGUCUUAUCAUGGUCUCGGUUAUAAAAGGAGAAUUUCAAACGAUAAAAGCAAAGCUCCUGUUACAUCUUGUCGUCAUGGCCUCGUUCGUCUAUUUUCCUUGAUUUAUAGACUGUUCAUAGACCCCUAUUUUUCAGUAGGAUCGUCGAGAUCGAGUACUUACCCUUGGGGGCAUCCAGCUUGGUUUCAGUUGUACUGGGUCUGGCCUGGGGAUUUCCGUCGAGUAACAAAUCUACUUAGGGGGCGGGGGAAAGUUUAGGAGGAGACAAGAAAAAUUUAUGUUUUUCUCCCCUGCCUCCCGCCACCGCUAAAACCCCGACACCACCCGACCCUCGGUACAUUCGAAACCAAGAUGGUCGCCCGUAACGGACUCGUAACGUUAAGUGCUCGAUCUCAACGAUGUUAUGGCAGAAUAAAGGACGGUGAACGUUUAGAAGUCAAGGUAAUAUGUCGGGAAGGUAAAUGUGCACACCUAUAUAAAAUAAAUAGAUGGAAAAAGUGAAGAUUUUUGUGGUCGAAUUACGCGAAAUAUUUCGUCCUUCGUUUCGGAAAUAGUGAGACAGUGGCAGGACAGAAAACGGCUGAAGCUACAGGACUUAAGGUUAGCUUGUUGCUGGGAUAUUGUUAGUUGCAGUUGUGUAGAACGUGUCCUUCUCUUCAUUAUAAGAUGAUGUAACAUCUGUUUGUAGCGCAUCCCUUAGCCUUUGUAGCUGGCGGGAUUAGCGGGAGUGCUGUAGUUUCUUGGCGGCGGAGCCGCGUGAAGAUUAAGAACCCUAGCAGCUUUACCGCUCUCUUCGCCAAUAAAUUACCCCGGGCACAAGCAUCCCGCCCGCAACGCAGGCUACCGCAUCCCUCUCUAAUAACUUUGUAGGAAGAGAAGGCUAAAUAAUGGAAUCAACGUUAAAUUCACCUAACCUAAAAACUCUUUGUUUACGACUGUUUUCAUCAAGGCUCUUACUGACAUAGGACAUUAGCGUUAAGCCGUGAAGUUAUUGCCAUAAAGUCUAUAAAGGGUCAUAGGGAAGUGGAUUGUAUGAUUCAUUCCUUUCAUUGGUUAAUGAGCGGGGCCAAAGCCAAUUAGCGCUGAACCGAGGUUAAAUUUCAAUUCGGGUUUCUUUUUCUUUUGAUCAAAAGCAUUUUUUCGAAUAAUUUUAUCUAUUCCUUUGAGAGCAUCCAAUCAUCAAAUUAUAACGAAAUUUAUUAAACUGAAUUUGAUUUUUAAGCUUCGGUAUCUGAAUUCAAAUUUCCUACUUACCCUGGGUUAUCUUAAUCCAGCUUUGAACAUCCCUGCCCAGAUUACAUUAAAGCUGUCUUUUUUUAACUGGAAUUUUUCACUCUGAUUUUGUCGUAUUGUACCACAUAGAUGGUUGUUCGAAAUCGCCAGGAAGAGAUCGCCUACCUUAGAGCAUCAAUGAGUAGAUUAAGAGACGACCUGGAUCAACAGCGUAGACUUAAUGUUUGUUUAAAGGAAAGAAAGGUAAGAUGGUUGUACACUUUGUACACUUUUUCCACUUAAUGUGCAAGAACCAAGUAACCAUCUUGACAAACAGUUUCAUUUCUAUUCUACGUGUGACCACAGGUAACCCAAGCUCACAGUAAGAACCCGUAAGCAACACUACCUUACACAGCUAAUUAAUAAUGGUAUUAAAUAGGACUGAGUGGAGUCCAAUUCGGUCGUUAAUCAUACGAGUGAUAAAACUUAUUUGUUUAAUCAUGAGUAUGAUUACAGACCGAAUUGGACGACACGAAGUUCUGUUACCAAUUAAUCUUGACUAUAACAAAAUUUGUGAUUUUUUAGGUUUUUUUAAUCAAAGCACAUGAAAUUCCGAGAGUUUUUUGCUAGCAGUGACAAAAAAAGUCAUUUAAGCGCGCGCGUGAUGGUGCCUACUGUCCAGUUACUUAGGCAUGACGCGUACUGUCCUAUUAGUGCUGAAAUCGGACCAAUUGAUAGCCAAUCAGGUUUGAGGUUCGGCGGGGCUAAAUGCAGGGUGCAUUUGCAGGCUAGAAAACUGCCCGUGAGAGAAAAACUAAAUGUGGUCUCCUUCAUUCUCGUGUCCGAUCUACUCUCACUUAAAACGUAGAGAGUUUUGAAAGGUUUGUGAAAGAACCUUGUCGGCAAAAAUCAACUAACUUUGUUCGCUUUUUUUUCCUAUGUCCAGAAAUUCGCCAUGGAUAUGGAUGAGCGUGAUACAAAGAGACAAACACAUAGCUGUUACAUGGACGAACACACCAGAUACAAGGUGCUGAAUGAUAAGUAUACUAUAUAAUAUGUAGUAAAUAUUGUUUCACCGUCCCUGCACUUGUUAGUUUUGGCAAAGUUCCCUUUCGUAAACGGUUGCUGCCAUUUUUAAGACACUUGUUAGAACAUUUUUGACCCGUGAUUGAGAGUGUUUCUAUUAACAAGAAGGUCAAUCGUAACCCAGGGUCGAACCCAGACCUUUCCUAUCCUAAUCCUUCUCCCUUACCACUAGACUACAACACCGACGCUACAAACUUGGAAAAAUUUCAGUACAUAAAGUAGUAAACUGUCUUUCUUAAAACUGAUGCAUCAAUAACAGGUGACGCUAGCCUUCCGCGUUCACGGAGCGCGUUGUACCAGCAACGCAGGCGUUUGAUUGUUCGUUAAAUGAUGGAUGUUAAUUUGCGUUGACAACGGGUUUAGUUUAAGUUGCCGACACUGACAAAUCGUUGACAAGUCGUCGUUUCUUUUAAACGUACGCUUUCAUAACACAUAAGACACAUCUUGCGCAAACACAGGAAGGAUUUUUGGUAUUUUGAGGAUGAAUCACGUAAGCCAACAUGCUUCUGAAGCAGCCCGGCCAGUGAUGUAAUUACACUCUCUCUAUUUUUCUCGCUUCCUCCCAAACCGCCCCUCGCCCCCUUAGUAGUUUUGACACUCAUGCAAGAUGGCAGCCCGUAACGCAAAGCGCUCGAUCUCGACGAUCUUACGGGAAGAUAGGUGACUGUGAACAGUCUACUGCGCACGCUCUUCUUUACUUCUGGCGUUAUUGUAACUUAAUUAAUCCAGGGAAUAUAUUACAUGUAUCUUACCAAUGGUAGCGUCGACCGUUAAAAAUGGCAACGACCGUAACGAAAGGGAAAUAUGCGUCGUCGUUAUUCAUUACCUUUAGUGAAUGAUUAUGGAGAUGAGUCAGAUGCCAAGACAAAGCGUCUAUAAUUCUUAUUCUGCCUCAGCCUUCGGCUCAGUUAAUAACACUUACCUCGACCUUGAUUAUUCCUAAUAUCACAGGAGCCUCAUCCAAUAAUUGUUUAUAAUUGUAUAUGUAAUUUCCCUUGCAGGAGGAACUUAAAAAGAAAAAGGCAGCAGAGAAACUUUAGAGGAAAAAUUACGAAAUAGAGUCACUCAAAAAGGUAAGAAAUGUGGAAGAGUUUUUCAUGUAUGUACGGUAUGAUGUGGUCGUCCUCGAUUGGUAAUAUUUAAUUCUGCAAUCUAUAACUGACUUCAGUAAGCUUCACGUUUCAGAAGAAGAUCGGCGACAACAUUGUUGAGACAUUUUCCUCAGCUUUGUAACUUCGGAGAACAAAACAAUCCACACCUCUCCUCUGUCCCCUCCAUACAAAGUUGGGGUGUUUUUAUGCUUUCUACAGGUAGCUUGAACAGCCCUUUGGGGCAAAGUGUCUCGGUUAAUUUUGUCGCCAAUGGUAGAUAGGGAGUUAUGCAAGUUAUAUAGUGUGUCUAUUGAAUAAUGGUAAAAGUAGAAUUUAUAAAAGCUUUUGAGAAUGUGUGUAGUGGCUGCAGUGGCAUAUCGUGUAGAGAUAAUGACCACACUGAAAAUAAGGAAGAACUGUGCAGGCCCAUGUCUGAUCCACCCCCUCCUGGAGUCAUUUAACACAGUUAAAGCGAAAAAAGCCCAGUCUAAAGGCUCUUCCAGCCUAGGCUGGGGCCCAUUUCAGCCAUUGGGUCCAAAUCAACCUUAGGUAGUUGGACUGUAUUGGCCCUGAUUUAAGGGAGCCAAAUGAGAUUCAAAAAUAGGACUGUAUUUUACUUACCGAAGCGGCCCCAUUUUUAGGGCGAAAACAGAUCUUUCUGAUUUACUGUGCACCUACUUUAUAACUGAAAUCCUCUCUUGCUGAAAUUUAGAGUGUAAUUUGGUUGUAGCCUUGUUUUUCGUACAUUUCAGCAUUUUCCCUUAAAAUCAUGAAAAAACUUCAUUCGGUCUAAAACUGCUGAAUUCAAAUUUAUGGACGGUGCUAAAUUGGCUGCCUGUGUACACCCCCCCCCCCUCCUCCCUCCUCUUUUCCUGAGGGAAGGGGGGUCUGUACACAGGCUACUCAAUUUGCUGCUCUGUCAUUGGUUAAGGCGCAGCGUUUCUAAGAUCUGCGCGCGCUGCCGAAACUGUGGUUGUGUUGUCUGUGCUAAAUCUGCCUACUUUGUUACGUGUAAACUCUUUUCUUCCCUUCUUUCUUUAAUUCUCAAUUCAACCCAUUUUCCCUAAAAAUUCAAUCUCAAUGCCCCUAUAAAUGACUACGCGUGAUGUGAAUGUGUAGAAGCUAAGGUGUCUGAGGUUGCAUUUUGUCAAUUAAUAGGAACUUAUGUCCGCAGACCGAGAACUGAAUGAAACUGCAGUCAAGUUGCAACUUCUCGAGUCCAGCAGAGUAAGUGCAUGGAACUCUGUUUUGUACAUGUAUUAACCUUCCUUAGCGGACCUUGUUUUGCCUCAAAGCAUAAUAGUUUUCACAAAAUUGAACUUUGUUAUCUCUGACAACACAUAGUUCCAUUCCCGAUGUCAAUGGCCAUUAAGGGAUACUAAUACCAAGAAUUUUUUUUCGUUAAAUCUUCUUGAUAAGUUUCCCUCCGUGGAGCAGUUAUAUUUGACUGAGCCAUUUACUUGUAGGCGUGUUUUAGUUACUGUCAUUCGUAAGUCUACCAUUUUGUGAUUAAAAGGUCGAGUAAAACGAUUUCUUUGCAGCCUGUAAGGUCUUUAGAAUGGCAGCGUUUGUUGUUGUUUAGUAACAUUGGUCAGAUUGUGCCUGAAAAUUAGCAGCCGGAGAGCACAACCUCUUUUCGUCUUGUUUUGGAGGCUGUGCCUGAAAAGCGUCAAGCCUUUGAAGUCUCCGAAGCCCGAACUUCUGGACCACUUUAACUUGUUCUCUAUCCUCAAACUGGUUUUUCCAGUGCGAGCGUCUGUUUAUUGAUAAACCACUGCGUCCGCUGUAACAAGCGCAGACGUGGGUUGGAAACUGUCUUAGCAACAAGCAGCACAUGCUCAACAAAGAUCUUACCCGAUUAAUGCAGUCUUUCCAAAGGGUGGAAAAUUAGAAAUUCGUGACAAACGUAUUCGUUUUAAAUUCUGUUUCAGAAUAAUUUAACGUCUCGCAGUGGUCAUCGUGAAGACAGCGCUUUACUAGAUUAUGAUGAGUGAAUGAGUUACUGCAUCUCCGCUACACGGGACUGACGAUGGUUGUUCACGCCCUCCGCUUAAUAUGAUCAAUGGUCAUACACGUGAUCUGCACGUGCCAAGCAAGCAAUCCGGCGUCAUACUAGGCGUAUCUACAAUAUUCUGAGCGGGAAGUUUACCUCACAUCAUGGGAAAAAAUUUCGCUGUUCUUAAUACUUGAACAUAGUGUAAAUAAAAUGAAUAAACAAUCAGAAUAUCCAAUCAUAGGACAAAAUGACGAUCCAGUUGUUUUCAAUGGCAACCUGGCUUGACUGAAGAGUGAAAUAGAGUGUGAUGAAGAUUAUGCAGUGUCAGUAUGUUAAGCCGAACCCCUUUAGAUUAACUUGUGUAAGUACCAACGACUUUAUUUUGAAAAUAAGCAAAUAAUCGGGACUGAUAACAAAGGUGUUGCACAGCGACGUUUUUCGCAGAUGCUAUCAAUUUGACAAAUCAAGUAUAAUAACGCACAGUUUCUCUUUCCCCUUUUUUUAAGCGGCGGUUGUUGACAAAAACAAUUCAAAUUUGGUUUUUUAAUUCAAUCUUUGUCUUUUUCCUUUUAAAGCCUCC
Molecule: messenger RNA, 16842 nt
Organism: Porites lobata
Lineage: Eukaryota; Metazoa; Cnidaria; Anthozoa; Scleractinia; Poritidae
Source: the annotation of a GenBank genome assembly